Kickxella alabastrina is the source of this 762-nucleotide messenger RNA. RefSeq names its product mitochondria fission 1-like protein. The record is from RefSeq and is a predicted model, not a curated record. Gene Ontology annotation, cellular component: peroxisomal membrane; mitochondrial outer membrane. The transcript has a single exon. The coding region runs from base 140 to 598 and encodes 152 amino acids. Gene Ontology annotation, biological process: peroxisome fission; mitochondrial fission; autophagy of mitochondrion. Gene Ontology annotation, molecular function: protein binding. NCBI's taxonomy places the organism in Eukaryota, Fungi, Kickxellomycota, Kickxellomycetes, Kickxellales, Kickxellaceae.
UGGGCGUAGUGGGUGAUGACGAAAAGCAAAAAGAAGCAAGCGCACAUAUUUUUCUUUCUCUUUAUUCUUUACUUUUUGCUACAAAAAUUUUCUCUAGUUUUUUUUACACGAAUUUUCUUAGAAUAGCACCAACAAAAAAAUGAGUGACGGUUAUCUUCCAUAUGCUGCCGAAGCUGAACAGUCACUUUCACCAUCCGAACUUCAAGUUCUCCAACGUCAAUUCGAGCGCGAAGGCACACAAGUUCGCAUCCAAACAAAGUUCAACUACGCCUGGGGACUGAUAAAAAGCGCCCAAAAGCAUGACCAAACAAGAGGCGUUGCCCUAAUGCACAAUAUAUAUGAGGAGAAUGAGGAGCGCAAGCGCGAGUGCCUGUAUUAUUUGGGCAUAGGGUAUUACAAGAUGGGCGAGUAUGCGAAUGCCAGAGUGUAUACAGAGAGAUUGUUGGCUUUAGAGCCAGGCAAUAAACAGGCGGAGAGCUUGAGACAGCUUGUAGAUGAAAAGGUGGCAAGAGAUGGGUUGAUUGGGCUGGCCAUGUCGGGAGGUGCUGUUGCGUUGCUCGGUAUUGCUGCGGCGUUUAUGUUUAAAAAAUCAAAGUAGCUUUUAUUCUUAUUUUGCUUAAUAUAUUAAAAUUUUGGCGGCUUUCAAAAGCUUGGCGAUAUUAUACGCGCAUGAUUUUGUUUUUUGUUUUUUUGCUUGACAAAAAGAACAAAACGGGCAAGCCUUUUGCUUCUAGUUGAUAAAGCCCCUUUAUGAACAAGGGG